This is a messenger RNA of Mya arenaria, 1632 nucleotides long. Its product is annotated as protocadherin-16-like. Gene Ontology annotation, cellular component: membrane. The coding region runs from base 1 to 537 and encodes 178 amino acids. Gene Ontology annotation, molecular function: calcium ion binding. The transcript is spliced from 4 exons. Lineage: Eukaryota; Metazoa; Mollusca; Bivalvia; Myida; Myidae. The record is from RefSeq and is a predicted model, not a curated record.
AUGGCACCGCAAUCUCAGGAUACACGGUCACCGGAACUCCCAAGUGUGGUGACAUUAGCCGAUGCUACUGUAGGCACUGUUACGCUUUCAGCCACAGUGGAUUAUGAAGUUAACAAUGUAUUGGUUCUUGUACUCGAAGCCACAGAUGGCACUUUAACCGCUACUGUUUCAGUGCAAAUUGGAGAUGUCGGCCCUUUUACAACAACAACAAAAGAGCUAUGCGUAGAGGAUGGUUUAGGUCCAGGUAAAUCGGUUGGUGACAUUUCUGCUACCGGUGUCGACACUUACGCGACAACUGAUACCGACUUUGAUGUUGGUUCAACAGAUGGAGCUGUGACAACGGCUUCCGGGACUACCAUCGACAAGGCCACAAAAGACGAGUACACGGUCGCCAUUAAGGGCACUGACGCAAACGGUGAAAGCAACAUCCUAACACUGACGGUGAAAGUAGGUGACUGCAGCGGGAAGGAAAAGAUGGCUGCCGCUCUCGGAAGCCUUCUGUUGUCUCUUCUUGCGUUUACCAUUCUUUCUCUGUAAAAUACUUUAAUAAUUUUAGUUAGUGUGCCCUUAUCGAUUCUCGGAUUGUUUAUGUAUAUGUAUCAUGGAUUUUACCCAAGUGGCCAAGACUGUGUAUAUCAAAGUGACACAUUUUUCGACGCUUAAUAUUUUAAAUGCCUUAUUUUGGUAUAAGUAUAUAAGUAUAUUUUCGAAAGUGUUACGAACGUUUUUAUGAAAAAUACUAUUUUCUGUCGCAUUCAAAGAUAAUAAUAACAAAAUAGAUAUAUUUUGAACUUUCAAUGAUUAUCUAUUUCAAAAAGGACAACUUCAUCGUAUUUAACACGAUACUAAUUUAGUUGAUGUUUGCCAACGUGUUUCUGGUAUAAUUACUAAUGAAGUUCAGGUUAAGUUACAUAUAAUUGAGUACAAUGCGAUUGUGAGUCGAAGGGUGACCGUUGUUAUAAUGCACAAGUUUAUUUAUACAUAGGAUUUUUCGCUUUUGGACCAGUGUACGGGCUGUUUGUGAACGUUAUAAAGAAUAUUUAAGUUUAAAGACAAUCUAUUAGAGUAUUAGCUAUUUCUUUUAUGAUAUAAAAUAUAUGUUAUAAUAUACAAAUGACAAUGCAUAGAGCAGAUAAAAUUUAUUGCGAAUUUAAUCUAAGAAUACAAUUGUUAUAAUUUUAAUGAUAGUGGGAUAAGUGUCAAUUUUUUUAAUUCAUCCAAAGAAAAUAGGUUUUUAUCAUACUUUUGUUUGUCAACACUGGUUUUGUGUUUUGGCUUAUCUUCCUUCAUUGAGAAUUUUGCAUUAUGAUGACCAUUGUGGUUCUGAUUGCUGAAUAUCUCAGCCUUUUUCACAACUGUUCUAUUUCUUUCUUUCUUGUGCCUACAAAAAAGAAACGCUGAUACAUGAUAACUAUGCAUGCCUGACAGUAGAUAAACACCGUGUCAAUACGAAAAAAAUCACCAAGUGGUAUAAGUUGAUGUGAUUUACGUAUUUGACACAUAUCAACCUAUUUAUUAUAUACAAUAGAUUUAAAGUAAGAUGAUUGCAAAUUUCUUUUAAAAUUGAACUAAACUACCAAGAUGUGUCAAUAAUAAUGUUUUUACUUGUAUAUUAAUAUUAACGAAAAAUAA